Messenger RNA from Microplitis mediator, 743 nucleotides. Its product is annotated as PE-PGRS family protein PE_PGRS61-like. The transcript has 3 exons. Lineage: Eukaryota; Metazoa; Arthropoda; Insecta; Hymenoptera; Braconidae. The coding region runs from base 114 to 617 and encodes 167 amino acids. The record is from RefSeq and is a predicted model, not a curated record.
UAUUUCCGAAGGAUAACCCAAGGACUAAUUUUACUAUAAAAGCAUAAUAGUCUGAUCCAGCAAUCAAACAUUACUCAGAUCUUCAUCGAGCAGCACCAGGACAAAAAUUUACAAUGAAGUGUCUGAUUCUCUGUGCUAUAAUGGCGUCUGCAGUUUCUGCUGCACCAAGUGGACUUCUGGGUCAUGGUUGGGUCGGGCACGGAUUAGUAGGGCCUGUAUUAGCAGGAUCCGCUCUAGCAGGUCCUCAUGUUGGUCCGUCGAGCCUUUCUGGACCAGUCGCUGGACCCGCUCACAUAUCUGGCGCUGUCGAUGGUGGCGCUGUUGUUACUGGAUCUGUUGCUGGUCCCUCUGCAGUGAUUGGGUCUUCAGCAGGCCCUACUUUCAUCUCUGAACCUGCUCACGGACUUUCAGCAUGGGGCCUUGGUCACGCAGUUCACGCGCAUGGCGCAGGAGCCAUAAUUGUUGGUGGUCAUGUUGGACAUGCAGCUCUUCACGGAGGACUUGGUUCUGUCGUGGUCGCUGGUCCUGAUGGUGCAUCUAUUUCAACACAUGGUCUCGCACCUGGUGCUAUUAUUGCUACUGGUGCACAUCAUGGUCAUCUGGGUCAUUGGUGGUGAUUUAAAUAAAUACUCAAUAAUUAUUUCUGACACUUGCGUCUCUUGACUUUCCCAUACAAUAUUUUGUAUCAAAACAAUGCAUUAUAAAAAUAAAAUAAAACAAUGAUUUAAAAAUCUUCCAAUUUA